UUCAUCCUUCCCUCCUGCUCUCGUGGGCAUGUCUCAGCGUGCGUUCACGUUGGUCUCCGCCCCUCUUCGCGACACCUGUACCCACCUCGGUCGCCUACAAGCCGAAAAAAAAACUUAGCUCACGGACCCGCCCCAACCAGUUGGGAAAAGUACUUUCCGCCAGAAACGCCUCCUUUCGCGGCGUCCUCAACAGGCCUUGUAGGAAAAAGACUUAUAGAAGCAAGCCUUUCCUCGUACACACCAGUGAGCGGAUCUGCAAAGCAGGGAUAUUUGAGGUUCCAUCCCAUUUGGAAUUAAUGCGGCCCAUAUUUGGACUCUAGGGAAUUUGACUUACGUUGGGAAUUUAGUAGAACACUUUGAGUCAGGAUUGUUCACUUGGGGAGACAGUACAGAUUUGUGUCUUUUGACCUUAGUUGCACAGUCUUCGCUUUUGGAUGAUCUUUUAUCAUAUCUGAAGCUCCUCCUUUAAUCCUAUCUUCACUAUUAACAGGAGUGUGAUAAUGCGGGUGUGCUGGUUGGUGAGACAAGACAACUUGCACCAGCGAAUCAAACUUCCACAUUUGGAAGCAGUUAUGAUUGGGCGUGGCCCAGAGACCAAGAUCACUGAUAAGAAAUGUUCUCGACAGCAAGUACAGUUGAAAGCAGAGUGUAACAAGGGAUAUGUCAAGGUAAAGCAGGUUGGAGUCAAUCCCACCAGCAUUGACUCAGUCAUAAUUGGAAAGGAUCAAGAGAUGAAGCUGCAGCCUGGUCAGGUUCUCUACAUGGUGAAUGAACUUUAUCCAUAUAUUGUAGAGUUUGAGGAAGAGGCCAAGAACCCUGGCCCAGAAACACACAGGAAGAAAAAGAGGUCAGGCAAUGGUAAUUCUGUAGAAAGGGAUGCUGUCCAGGAAGCUGAGCCUGGGACAGGGGUGGAAUCUGGGAGCAGCCCCAGACCAUGCUCUAUGGCCCCUCAAAAGGAGAAAGAUGCAUCUAACAAAAAGGACUCACUGGGCCAUUGGAGUCAAGGCUUGAAAAUUUCUAUGCAGGACCCCAAAAUGCAGGUUUACAAAGAUGAGCAGGUAGUGGUGAUUAAGGAUAAAUAUCCUAAGGCUCGUCAUCACUGGCUGGUCUUACCAUGGGCCUCCAUUUCCAGUCUGAAGGAUGUGACUAGGGAACACUUUGAACUCCUCAAGCACAUGCACACUGUUGGGGAAAAGGUGAUUGCAGAUUUUGCUGGAUCUAGCAAACUCCGCUUCAGAAUGGGCUACCAUGCCAUUCCCAGCAUGAGCCAUGUACACCUACAUGUGAUCAGCCAAGAUUUUGAUUCUCCUUGCCUUAAAAACAAAAAACAUUGGAAUUCUUUCAAUACAGAAUACUUCCUAGAAUCAGAAGCUGUGAUCAAGAUGGUACAAGAGUCUGGCAGAGUGACUGUUCGAGAUGGGAUGUCUGAGCUCUUGAAACUGCCCCUUCGUUGUCAUGAGUGCCAGCAGCUACUGCCUACCAUUCCUCAGUUGAAAGAGCAUCUCAGGAGGCACUGGACAAAGUGAUUCUGCAGAUCCUGAACUUCUGCCACAAGUGUGACUGAUGGGAAUGAACUUGCUAGCACCUGUUCUGGGUUGCUUGUGAAUAUUUUCUCAUUUCCCAAAUUAAAACAUGCAGUUUUUUACAAAGCUUAUUUUAUUCUUGAGUGGCUACAAUGUAGGGUCGCUCAAAAUAGUUCAGGAAUUAUUAGGUAGAAAUGGUUCAGGAAUUAGGAAUGUGUUCUCUGAUGAGGUUGCUGGGACAUGCCCGAUUGCCAUCUCCAGGACCAGUAGAGGGGCUGGUCAUAUGUUUUGGUUCCUUACAUUUAUCUUCUCUCUCUGGAGGCAUGUGGGACCUUUUUGGCACCUUUUUUGUCAAAGUAGCUUGUUUAUCCUGAAGGCUCUGUGGGGUCAAGUUCUCUGACCUUAAUCUAUACUAUACUAGUUUUCUUUCCUUCUUCAUCGAGAGUACUUAAUUUGUUAUGUACCUUCCACUCCUUCCUACCCAAGGUCACCUAAAUGCUCCCUUCUCAGGAAGACCGUGUCAUCAGUUCUUUACUGAACAGUGAGGCUAAUUGAGAGGGCAGAAGGUGGAGUCUUCUUCUAGUACAGGGGUGCUGCCUGCUGAGGAAACACUCAACCAGCCAUGUUCAUUGCACUUUUGCACUCAGGUCUUUUUGCUGGCCUUCUUGGAUCUGUCCAUUUGCUUGAGGCAUCUCUCCCAAGUGGUUGAAAAUUAUUGAAAGUCCUACUGACAAUCAAUCAGUGGGUUCUAAUGUAUAUAGAUGGUUCACAGAACCACAGCUUUAUUUUUCCUCAAGAGCAAAUUGGGAUGGAACAGUUGUAUCAAGUUGGUUUUUGGGUAAUAUCAGGACUAAAAGGAAAGGGAAAGCUAAAAGUUGAUUUUGAUCAAAUUGUUAAUAUAUUUGUGGAUAACUUUUUAUUUUUGAGUAGUGAUAAAAAGAACACCAUUAACAAAAUCUUCUAUGGAGAAAAAACUUCAGUGUAUAGAGACCAUAUUUGACCUCAGUUUUUGUCACAAAUAAACAGGAUGCCACAGAA
Marmota flaviventris (yellow-bellied marmot) is the source of this 2561-nucleotide messenger RNA. RefSeq names its product aprataxin (gene Aptx). Gene Ontology annotation, molecular function: protein binding; DNA 5'-adenosine monophosphate hydrolase activity; mismatched DNA binding. The record is from RefSeq and is a predicted model, not a curated record. Lineage: Eukaryota; Metazoa; Chordata; Mammalia; Rodentia; Sciuridae. Gene Ontology annotation, cellular component: nucleus. Gene Ontology annotation, biological process: single strand break repair.